Molecule: messenger RNA, 2555 nt
Organism: Manihot esculenta (cassava)
Lineage: Eukaryota; Viridiplantae; Streptophyta; Magnoliopsida; Malpighiales; Euphorbiaceae
Product: serine/threonine-protein kinase tricornered
Exons: 15
Coding region: 495-2141 (548 amino acids)
Biological process (GO): intracellular signal transduction; peptidyl-serine phosphorylation
Molecular function (GO): ATP binding; protein serine/threonine kinase activity
Source: RefSeq, a predicted model, not a curated record
UUCAGUUACCAGAUGGCACGGGAAGAGAGAGAGAGAGAGAAAGAGGGAGACGACGCGCUUUCAAGCAAUUAACAACGACGCAUAGUGCUGCUAUUAGUAACAGCAGAACUCAAAAAAAGUCUUCGAGUGCUAAAGGUGAAAAAGGAUUAAAAGAAAGGGAAAGCAAAACCAAAGCAAAAGAAAAUCCUCUUUCAACGCUACCAAAUGCCUAAUCGAAAACUAUGAAGACAAAGUGCUCGUCCCCACAGUUCCUUCUCCACCGAGAAUUGCGGGCCGUCCGGUUCCUCUCUCUCUAGCAAUCGUACAAUUCACUGUUGAGUUUAUGGAUUAGAAUUUUCGCUUGGUUGGUGAGAUAAUGUUGGACGAAAGGAAGGGAAUUUGCUAGUGUUAGGUGGCUUCAACUUUGAACUGUUGAAGUUCCGGAUUUGUUGCUUUUUGGAUUUUCAGGUUCUCGGUUUUGACUCUCUGCAAGUUCCGGUUGAGGUAUUAAGCACAUGGAGUCAAUGAGGUGUUGGUUUAACAAAUUGAAGUCAAAAGAUAAGUUGAAGUCUACAAAAAAGAAGGAAGCCACGGGCAAUGGGAAGGAGGGGUCAAAAGCACCUACAGGUGAAGAAGCACCAUCAAAUGUAACCAAGCAGAGGGUUGCUGCCGCAAAGCAGUAUAUUGAAAACCAUUACAAAAAGCAGAUGAAGAGCCUGCAAGAGAGGAAGGAGCGACGCAAUAUACUUGAGAAGAAGUUGGCUGAUUCGGAGGUCUCGGAGGAAGAGCAAAAUAACUUACUGAAGUAUUUAGAGAAGAAGGAAACAGAAUACAUGCGCCUUCAGAGACAUAAAAUGGGUGCUGAUGAUUUUGAACCCUUGACAAUGAUAGGCAGGGGCGCAUUUGGAGAGGUUAGAGUCUGCAGGGAAAAGUCAACUGGUCAUGUAUAUGCUAUGAAGAAGCUUAAGAAAUCAGAGAUGCUUCGGAGAGGCCAGGUUGAACAUGUGAAAGCGGAAAGGAAUCUACUUGCAGAGGUUGAUAGCAAUUGCAUUGUCAAACUCUAUUGUUCCUUCCAAGAUGACGAGUAUCUCUAUCUCAUCAUGGAAUAUCUACCUGGAGGAGAUAUGAUGACUUUACUAAUGCGAAAGGAUACACUAACUGAGGAUGAGGCAAGGUUUUAUGUUGGAGAAACUGUCCUGGCUGUUGAGUCUAUCCAUAAACAUAACUAUAUUCAUAGAGAUAUUAAACCCGAUAAUUUGCUACUUGAUAGACAUGGUCACAUGAAGUUAUCAGAUUUUGGAUUAUGUAAACCAUUAGAUUGCAGUAAUCUUCAAGAGAAGGAUUUUUCACUAGGAAACAACCUUAGUGGAGCUCUUCAGAGUGAUGGACGCCCUGCAGCACCAAAGCGCACACAACAGGAGCAAUUGCAGCAUUGGCAGAGGAAUAGGAGGAUGCUUGCUUAUUCUACUGUUGGAACACCUGACUACAUUGCACCAGAGGUUUUGCUAAAGAAAGGAUAUGGGAUGGAAUGUGAUUGGUGGUCUCUUGGGGCAAUCAUGUAUGAGAUGCUUGUUGGAUACCCACCCUUUUACUCUGAUGAGCCUAUGUCAACUUGUAGGAAGAUAGUUAACUGGAGAACCCAUUUAAAAUUUCCGGAAGAAGCAAAACUGUCUGUAGAAGCUAAAGACCUUAUCAGCAAACUCUUAUGUAAUGUUGACCAGAGGCUUGGAACAAAAGGCGCAGAUGAAAUAAAGGCUCACCCUUGGUUUAAAGGUUUAGAAUGGGAUAAAUUGUAUCAAAUGAAAGCCGCAUUUAUUCCUGAGGUCAAUGAUGAGUUGGAUACUCAAAACUUUGAGAAGUUUGAAGAGGCCGACAGCCAAAUUGAGACUUCAACAAGAGCUGGUCCAUGGAGAAAGAUGCUCUCAUCUAAGGAUAUUAAUUUUGUGGGUUAUACAUACAAGAACUUUGAGAUUGUAAAUGAUAAUCAGUUACCUGGGAUUGCUGAACUAAAAAAGAAGAGCACCAAACCAAAGAGACCCUCUAUCAAAUCCCUUUUUGAAGAUGAUUCCGCUGCUGCCAAUCAACCUGUUCAAGGGAGCUUUCUAGGCCUUCUGCCUCCUAAAAUAGAAGAAGAUUCUGAGCUAUCUGGUACAUCCAAAUGAGCUUGGACUUGCUCUCAAUAACAUUAGACGCUCACAGACGUUCAAUUAAUCAGCUGAAGAGGAUCAUGUUAUCUGGUGAGUAGGGCUUUUUGGUUGCCUGAUGCCUGCAGAUAUGUUUCCGGAAUGAAAUUUUCAGGGGCAAAGGCUCCAAACUGGGUGGUUUGAAAUGCUAAUUAGAUGUUGAUUUAGUUUAACGUUCUUGUCUUUGUAAAAUAAUUUCAUGGUAAAUAUUCUUUUAAAAUGGUCCUGAAUUUGUUUAACCCCCUUUGUUCAAGCUGUGAAAAUUCAUUACAGAAGUUGUAUUAUGGUUUUUCUUGUAAUUAAGAACCUUUCGGUGUUGGGUUGAUUAAAGGUGUACUGUUACACAUGUAAUUAUUGAACCUUUCUUGGAGAAUGCAAUCACCAUGUUACCCA